AGAGCUGUCUGCAGGCUGGAAGGGAAUGAGAGAAAAUCCCGGCUGAAGGGCUGCGGGUGCCCACGCCGCAAUGCCGUGCGGGGAUUUGGGUGUUUGGUCUGGUCGGCUCCGAGUCUGAGGAAAAACAGAAAGAAAAUCCUCCUUGGGUUCGGUAGAAGCUGGCAGUGUGUCUCCAAAAGCGUAUUUCUGUGCUUUCUGAGCGCGUGUGAGGGAAUUUCCCUUCUGCACACAGAUGCGCGUUGUCCCGUGAUGAAGCCAGCUGUCCUUAAGGAAAGAGGAACCGGCGGCAGCCCGUGAGGCACGGCGGGGAGUUCAGCCCGAGCUGCGCGGAGCUGAGUGAUGGUUUACGUGGCAGAAAGAACAGCCACGUAACUCAGAUACACGCAGCCCUGCUCCGGGUCUGCCUGCAGAGAGGCACUGCGCCCGGAGCCGCUCUGUGGGUGCCUUCGUUGACUCGAGGCUCCGUGGGCUCGGAGCCUGCUGUCACAUCUCGUGCACCCCGCUUGCUGUGGGCUCAGCCGCCUCCAGGCUGGGUUUGGUGCCUUGUGUCCGUGCCGUGGGAUUGCUGUGCUCAGAAGUUACAGUGCUCAGAAAGCUGCUAUCGCUGUACAAAUUAUGUUUAAGAGAGGGAAAAGUGGGUUGCUAAGGAUCUCUUUCCUCACUUCGUAAAUCUGCAGAGAAAACAAGAAGUCCAGCUUUCGGUUUUGCUGGAAUUCUGUUUCUGGAUACCUGGUGAGGUGAUGCGACAGUUACAGUAAGGGCUGGGCAGGUUCAGGAGUGCUGUCCGUGUGAGGAAAAGGAAAAGAAAACAGCAGCAGGGAGCAGAGCAGGCUUUGGUAGUGAGCACUGGGAUGACUGAUGAACGUAACCUUAAUUUGAAUGGGUGUUUUUGAAGCUUUACACGUGUUUUGAGUAAGGGCAUACUGAGAUCCUAUUAUCAAUGAAACCUCCAGCUCUGUAGCUCUGCCUGUCGUGUGUGCACACAGUCACGCUGUUAUUUUGUUCCGGAGCAGAGCUGUUUCCAUGAAAUAGUUCAUAAACUUGCAGGUCUCCAGGAUACAGCACUCAAAGCAGGGGGCAGUUUGUAGUUAAAUGACUUCUGCUUUCACACAGAUGUAAUUAAAAGGGAGCUUUCUCUCACCAGGCUUUUCUCUGGGUGUGUGUUCGUGUUUCUAACAGCUGUGGCACGUUGCAGAGGGUUAAUUCCCCCACAAACUGUGUGUGCUCAUUCCUGAUCCUGCUCCCCCACCCACUGAGCUGCUGUGGAAAUGAAGUGUGUGUGUCACUGGGUGCUUUGUGCAGCACAGCUGUGGUUGUAGCAAAGCAUCACAAAGUAUAGGGCCAUAGCUAGAUUGCUUAACAGAGCUGGUGAGGAGAGUACAUAUGUUGGCAUUUCUAUCUUCUAUCUAGCCUACAUUUGCUUUAUGAAAUGCAUGGCUGGCUUGGGCUCCCUCAGCCCUGCAUUCACAAGGGAAGUCACACAGCUAGGUUGCACUUUGGCCGCCUGCUCGUGUGCUGAUGUUUCAUGAUACAAGUAUAUUUGGGUACUCCAAAAACUCUGCUGCUGCUUGUGCUGUUCUGUAGAUGCUGAGGGCCACGUGGCAUUAACACUUUGAUUCUCCUGGACAAUCUCAAGUCCACCUGGAGAAGUGGUGCUUCUCCCUGGGCUCCCAGGCUGUGCAAUCUCAUGUCCUCGAGCUUUGUAUCAUGCCCAGUGUGCUCACACUUGUGACCCCCACAGCCACCAACCAGAUCCCUCUCAUCUGCAGGGUCUGGGGCUCUCAGCAGAUAACACGGUGAGGCAUUGCAGGAGGGCUGUCAGUGGCUCCAGGGCAGGCACUGUGCCAUGCAGAAGCUGCCAUGCUCUUAUAGACAUGGGUUUGAGUUCCUCCAGGCUGGGGAGGAAGCUUUAACCACGCUUCCCCAUUCUACAAGCACUGGGCUACUCUGUAGAGAUAAUGCCUGUUUUCUCCCAGCUGCCUUACACAAGGAACAGAAUAAACCACUGUGAUGUUUCAGUCUAGAGUGGGGUAUUGGGCAAUUUUGCCACUUAGUCCAGUGCUUCUGAGAUGGGUUUUUGGGGACGCUCCUCUCUCUGCUGCUUAUGAAUUGCACUGUUUUUUUAAUUGGGGAUUGCAGCUUGUAGCAUUGUGUCCUUGUGCAGAUGAGGAAUUGGAAGGGGGGUGUGCUUCUAGCCCAAGAGAGCAGGUUUGCAUGCUUGAAUUGCAGCUGGUUGUGCCUUUCUCCACUGCUGUCAGAAGCAGGAUGCUGCACAGUCACUUCUUCCUCCAGACCUCCAGGCCACAUCUGAUUCAUUAGAGAAAAGUCUCUUUCCUCUUGCUAGUAUCUGUCAUCAUUCAGGCAGACGUGCUCCUCGCAUUGCCUGCUUUCUGUUGCCCUAAUGGAGAAAUCAUUAACAUGGCAUGCUAAAAUCCACUUUUGAUAAGGAUGAAGGAUCAGAUUCACUUUUGAUCAGUUACAAAUUCAUGGAAGCAAUUAAAGCUCAGCCUGUCAGGUUGUGAGCAUCAAAAGCUUUCGAUGACUGUAAACCUCUAAAUAAAGGCAGCGUUGCUUUCAGUAUAAGAAAAUCCUUCGUUUAGAUGAUGAAACCCCUUAAUGACAAAGAACUGAAGGCAGUGCUGAAGAAACAGCAGCUGCCAAGCACCGAUUCUUAUGAGAUGAGGUUUUAAAUCCCCGGGGAGCAGGAAUGCAGGGGGCUCAGCCCCCCCAGCUGCCCAGGCGUGCACGGAGGAACCCCGAACCUCCCACGCCCCGAGAGCUGAGCACGGCAAGCAGGCGUGGGGCCAGGGCUUCCUCAUUAGGCGGCGGUGUGGGGUGACGGGCUGCUUCCAAUUGCAAGGCAGGGAGCACAUGACAUAAGAUGCUCCAGAUCUGCCUCAUGGGCGCUAGUUUAAAAAUAAAGGGUAUUUUGCAUCCGUGCUGGUUCAGAGAGGCUGCGGGAGGAGAGGCUGCACAAAGGAGCAGACGAUGCGUUGUAAGGCCGAGCCGGAGCACUGCGGGACAAUGCUGUGUGAGGCAGAGGCACGUUCAACACUUGCAGAUCCAGUCCCCAUGGCUUAUCUCAGUGUGGAUGCUCAAGGGAGCAGUGAGGUGUCACUGGAUGAUAUCGCCAUCAGCUCCUCGGCUAGAGCUGUUGAGGUCUGCAGCAUGGAGCCAGCUCAAGAUCCCAAGACAAAGAGAUCUCAGAUGAACAAGAUUGGCUUAACAUCCCCUUUACCUCCUGCCUCCAGCAUGUGGACAACAGAACGAGAUGGAGAAGUGAAACUGAGGAUGGAUGAGGAGGGCAUAGGCAGCAGGACACCAAAGACUGUUCAUGACCUGUUCCAAGAAGCUGUUAGCAAAUACAGUGAUUAUUACGCUCUUGCAUUCAAGAAGAAUGGCCAGUGGGUAAAACUCACGUAUAAGAUGUACUAUGACAAGUGCUGGAAAGCAGCCAAAAGCUUUCUGAAGCUGGGACUGGAGCGUUUCCAUGGAGUGUGCAUCUUGGGAUUUAAUUCCCCAGAGUGGUUCAUUGCUGACAUUGGAGCCAUCUUUGCAGGUGGACUCGGUGUCGGGAUCUACACUACGAACUCUCCUGAAGCCUGUCAUUAUGUAGCAGAGAACUGUAGUGCCAACAUCCUGGUUGUGGAAAACCACACACAGCUGCAGAAAAUCUUAGAAGUUGAGCAUAAACUACCUCACAUGAAAGCUAUCAUCCAGUAUGGAGAAGAGAUAAAAGAGAAGAGGCCAAAUCUGUAUUCUUGGAGAGAGUUCUUGGACCUCGGAGAAGAUGUUCCAGAUUCCCAGCUCCGUGAAGUCAUUGAGUCACAGAAGCCUAACCAGUGCUGUACCUUAAUUUACACCUCAGGGACAACUGGGCAGCCAAAGGGAGUAAUGCUCAGUCACGACAAUCUGACGUGGACACCGAUAGCAGCUGGCCAUUCCUUAAUGCUGUUGGAUGCUACUAAAAAGCAAGAGCUGGUGGUCAGCUAUCUUCCUCUCAGUCACAUUGCUGCACAGAUGAUGGAUAUUUGGCUAUCCAUAACGUUUGGAGGACAGGUUUUCUUUGCUCAGCCAGAUGCAUUAAAGGGCACCCUGGUAGACACCCUGCGUGAGGUGAGGCCAACUGCCUUCUUAGGAGUUCCUCGGGGUGUGGGAAAAAAUAGAGGAAAAAUGAAAUCAAUCGGUGCAAAAUCAUCGACGCUGCGAAGAAAAGUGGCAUCGUGGGCCAAGGGGGUCGGGCUGCAGACAAACCUGAAGUGGAUGAAUGGGUAUUCUGAGGUCCCGGUGAACUUCCGCCUGGCCAGGCACUUGGUGUACAAGAAGGUUCGGAAGGCCAUCGGGCUGGAUCGGUGCACCAAGUGCUUCACAGGAGCUGCUCCCAUUAGCAGAGAGACUCUGGAGUUUUUCUUAAGUCUGAACAUCCCCGUGUUUGAGCUGUAUGGCAUGAGUGAGAGCUCAGGGCCUCACACGGUCUCCAUAACUCAAGCGUUCAGGCUUACCAGCUGUGGGAAGGGAAUGGCAGGCUGUCGGACUCUGAUCCAUAAACCAGAUGCAGAUGGCAUUGGGGAGAUCUGCUUUGCAGGAAGGCACAUCUUUAUGGGCUAUUUGAACAUGGAGGAGAAAACCAAAGAGGCAAUUGAUGAAGAUGGCUGGCUGCAUUCAGGAGAUCUUGGCAAGUGUGAUAAAGAUGGAUUCAUUUACAUCACUGGCAGAAUUAAAGAGCUCAUCAUCACGGCAGGAGGUGAGAAUGUUCCUCCUGUUCCAAUUGAGGAUGCUGUAAAAGAGGCCUGUCCCAUCAUUAGCAACGCCAUGUUGGUUGGAGACAAAGCAAAAUUCCUUGCCAUGCUUCUGACACUCAAGUGCACUGUAAAUAUGGAAAGUGGGGAGCCGGAAGAUGACCUCACUGCAGAAACUAUUGAAUAUUGUCAAAAACUGGGCAGCAAGGCUACUAAAGCCUCUGAAAUCAUAAGCAGCAAAGACAAGGUCAUCUAUGCAGCCAUCCAGGCAGCAGUUUCAGAAGUCAACAAGAGAGCUGUCUCAAAUGCUCAGAAAAUCCAGAAGUGGAUCAUUCUGGAGAAGGACUUUUCUGUUGGUGGUGGAGAGCUGGGCCCAACAAUGAAACUGAAGAGACCAGCAGUGGCACAGAAAUACAAAGAGCUGAUUGAUGAGUUCUAUGUGGAUGCAAACACGCCGACGCCAUCAGAGAGCGCACUGCGGCAGUGACGUGGCGUGGUAGGAAACUUCCCCUGGUGCACAGCAUUCUGUCAGCCUGGGCUCCCUGCAACGGAUUCAGAGGGUUCUGCAGAAAUAAAUGACACUCAGCAACCGUGCAGCUUUCCUGAGGUGCUUAGCUGUACAUUUAUGGGCCCUAUUACUGCAAUGUGCUCACACCCCGUUGUUGCUGUGUCUCUGAUUUGUGUUUUUUACUUUUUUUUUUAAUUAAGGGCAAUGCAUUUACUGUGUCAAUUCAUAGUGUGUGGUGUGUCUUUACCAAAGUUUUCUUUUCCCAAGCUGAAUGUAAAACAAUCAGGAUCUGCCCUUUUCCUGCUGUGUAGGGAAGGCAGAGCUCCUUUUAGAGCAGUCUGUUCUGUUUUCCUCAAUGCAUGUUUAAUUGCAUGCUGAUGACAUGGGAAUUAUUUUAUAUCGCUUUAUCCACAAACCAUUGUCUGCUAAGUAAGGCCAAUGCUGUGGGACUGCACACCCUGGCAAACCUGUGUGGAACCUGGAGUUCACUGGGUGGGUUUGUGCAAUACUUGGAGUCUGCUUCAGCUUCUUGAGUUAUAAGGAAAGCAUAAAUUAUAUUGUUUAAGUAGUAGAUGUGGACUAGAUUGUUUUAAGAGGCUGUGUGUAACCUCUGUCUGUAGUCUCACAACCAUAGAAAUGUUAUUUAGGUGGCAGCCGGGGCUGUGUUGGCUGAUGUACAUAGAAGUUUAGAGGAGACAGCACAGGGAACAGCAGCUCCUGAGCUCCUCUGGUUCUGUGAGGCUCGUUCCUGUCUGUCCCUGCCUGGAGGGCCUUCAAAUCCCUCAGCAAAUGAAGGACUGCUUGUAAAGUGGCUUAUUUCAAACUGGAAAUGUUUGAUCUGAAAAGAAAGUGGAAGAAGUUGUGUGCUGGUCCUGACUCGUUUCCCUGGACAAAACAGGAGCACCCAGAGCUGCUGGGUGCUUUGAGUGGAAGUGGCAGACAGGGAAAAAGCAACAACCCCAUUAAAUAUUGCAGAGCUCCAGCAAACCCCUGCCUGCACGUUCUUGGUUCUGUACGUGUAGUUCUGGUUCACAUCAAAUCCUGCAGUGGUGAGAGCGCUUGCAGUACUCAGAACUGGGAACCUCAGGGAAGGUUUCAUGUUAAAGAUUGUAUUUAAUUUGGGCUCAGCACCACAGCGAGCAGCUCAGUGAGGUGCCCAAAGUCCUGCAUGGAGUGUGGUUCUGCACUAUGGGAACAGCUGCUCCUCUUGUGCAACCGUUUCUCAGUUGUGUGAGUUGGAAACGUCUCCGCUUUCAGAGCAAUGCCUAAUAAACGCCUUGUGCUUUGUGUCUUCA
Messenger RNA from Meleagris gallopavo (turkey), 6542 nucleotides. It is a transcript of the gene ACSBG2, whose product is annotated as acyl-CoA synthetase bubblegum family member 2. The record is from RefSeq and is a predicted model, not a curated record. Gene Ontology annotation, cellular component: membrane; endoplasmic reticulum. Lineage: Eukaryota; Metazoa; Chordata; Aves; Galliformes; Phasianidae. Gene Ontology annotation, molecular function: long-chain fatty acid-CoA ligase activity.